Molecule: messenger RNA, 2003 nt
Organism: Chaetomium strumarium
Lineage: Eukaryota; Fungi; Ascomycota; Sordariomycetes; Sordariales; Chaetomiaceae
Exons: 2
Coding region: 407-1729 (440 amino acids)
Cellular component (GO): intracellular anatomical structure
Molecular function (GO): NADPH dehydrogenase activity; FMN binding; NADP binding
Source: RefSeq, a predicted model, not a curated record
GCCGGUUUCUGUCUCCAAUGAUGGCGCCAUCCCGUCCUUGCCACGCUAGGAAACUCCGAUUCAGAAACUCGCCAGCGCCGGCCAGGAGGGUGCCUCGGGAAAUCUUUGCCCCCUCUUCAUCGCCCGCGGAGCUAACGCAACUUGCCCCACUGCGCAUCGCCUGCUUAUUCAUCGCAUGAAGAUAGUGCAGACGACAGCUGUUUCUAUGGACCUUCGAGAAACCCCUAAUGGGUAUAUAUAGUGGAAUAGGGGCUCUUGACAUUUUGGCAGCUCAGUUGUACCAUACAUACAUUUGCUAGCGUGCAUACGAGUCCGUUAAUCUUAAUCUUCAGGUUGUUCAGCAGUUGUGUCGCUGUGUUGUCUUUGGCCACUCGUUUAUAAACUUUGACCUACGAAACAAGCAAUCAUGACGGUCAAGAAACUCACCAAGAGCACACCGGCGGCCGGCGUUCCCUUCUACACGCCGGCGCAGAACCCGCCGGCGGGCACGGCGCUUGACGCGAACGGCACCGAGGUGCCGACGCUCUUCACGCCGUUCCAGCUCCGGGGGCUGACGCUGCAGAACCGCUUCGUGGUCAGCCCGAUGUGCACGUACUCGGCCGACGACGGGCACCUGACUGACUGGCACCUGGUGCACCUGGGCGGCUUCGCCAUGCGCGGCGCGGCGCUGACCAUCGUCGAGGCCACCGCGGUCACGCCCAACGGCCGCAUCUCGCCCGAGGACAGCGGGCUGUGGCAGGACAGCCAGAUCGCGCCGCUGCGGCGCAUCGUCGACUUCAUCCACUCGCAGGGCCAGAAGGUCGGCAUCCAGCUCGCCCACGCCGGCCGCAAAGCCAGCACGUUGGGGCCCUGGCACGUCACCCCGACCACGCACGAGGUCGCCGGUCCGGACGUCGGCGGCUGGCCCGACAACCUCUGGGCCCCCAGCGCCAUCGCCUGGGACGAAGGCUUCCCGACGCCCAAGGAGAUGACCGUGGCCCAGAUCGAAGGCUUGGUGCAGAGCUUCGCCGACGCGGCCCGGCGCGCUGUGCAGGCCGGCGUCGAUACCAUCGAGAUCCACGGCGCCCACGGCUAUCUCAUCUCCGAGUUCCUCUCCCCAAUCACUAACCAACGAACCGACGCCUACGGCGGCUCCUUCGAGAACCGCACGCGCGUGCUGCUCGACGUGGUGCGCGCCAUCCGCGCCGUGAUCCCCGAGACCAUGCCGCUGCUGGUGCGCAUCUCGGCGACCGAGUGGAUGGAGUGGUCGGGCCAGCCGUCGUGGGACCUGGCGCAGAGCAAGCGGCUGGCCGCGGUGCUGGCCGAUUCCGGCGUCGACCUGCUGGACGUCAGCUCGGCGGGCAACAACCCGGCCCAGCAGAUCAAGGUGCACCCGUACUUCCAGGCCGACAUGGCCGGCGAGAUCCGCGCGGAGCUCAAGAGGCUUGGCAAGGACAUGGCGAUCGGCGCGGUGGGCAUGAUCAGCAACGCCGAGAUGGCGCGGAGCGUGGUGCAGGCGGAUGGCAGGCUGGCUGGGAGCGGGAGCGGGAGCGGGAGCAAGCAGGACGACGACGGGAAGGUCGAGGUCGAGGGGGAGAGCGGCGCCAAGACGAGGGCGGAUCUGGUGUUGGUUGCCCGGCAGUUCCUGCGGGAGCCCGAGUUUGUGCUGAAGACGGCGUUCGAGCUGGGUGUGAAAGUGCAGGGGCCGAUCCAGUACCACCGGGCGCCAUACCAGAAGGAGAGGCUAUAGAGGGGGUUUAAGGGGCUUGGAUAGUGGGGGGCAUUUGCGGUUUUAGAUUUUGGCAUAGAGCACCGUAUACAACUUAUCGGUGUUGGGGAGAACUGGACUGGGCUAUUUCUUAGACUAGACUACAGGCUAGAGCUGAUGAAGUAUAUGACACCAUUGCCCGUGCAUUAGGGGUAGGAACCAAACUAAGGUAUACAAUACAAAGCAGAGACAGUGAUGUCCAUGUCCCAAUGCGACAGACCAAAUAAACACCUCCCAACGCCGCCCCCGAGAUAAC